Messenger RNA from Scylla paramamosain (green mud crab), 914 nucleotides. RefSeq names its product histone H3. Lineage: Eukaryota; Metazoa; Arthropoda; Malacostraca; Decapoda; Portunidae. Gene Ontology annotation, cellular component: nucleosome. The record is from RefSeq and is a predicted model, not a curated record. Gene Ontology annotation, molecular function: DNA binding; protein heterodimerization activity; structural constituent of chromatin. The coding region runs from base 367 to 777 and encodes 136 amino acids. The transcript has a single exon.
GUCACCGGCUCUGUUUGCAAACACCCGGCAGCGGAGAGAGGUCGAGAGUUAGCGGCUGCACCCUGAGUCACAGUGUCAGAUGGAAGCACUUCCAUAACCAUACUGGUAUAGAGGCACUGUGAGGGGUCUACCUGAGACGGAGACUCUGGCUGAGUCACGCCCGGCGGCGCCAAUAGGAGAAAAUUAACUAAGUAGCAAGACAGACUGCCCGUCAUCUAUCAUCUCAAACUGUACUUCCACUUCCAACUUUAACACACUUCUCUCUCUCAAAUUCUUCUUUCAUCCAACUUUCCUAUCCCCAAUUCGUUCGUUCGUUCGCGGGCAGACUCAGCUGAGUGUUCGUUGCGAGUUGUUGUUACUACAACUAUGGCACGUACCAAGCAAACGGCUCGCAAGUCCACUGGUGGCAAGGCGCCCCGCAAGCAGCUUGCUACAAAAGCAGCUCGCAAGUCUGCUCCAGCCACUGGAGGUGUCAAGAAACCCCACCGUUACAGGCCUGGAACCGUUGCUCUCCGUGAGAUCCGCCGUUAUCAGAAGAGCACUGAGCUGCUUAUCAGGAAACUGCCUUUCCAGCGCCUGGUGCGUGAAAUUGCUCAGGAUUUCAAGACUGACCUCCGCUUCCAGUCCUCUGCUGUCAUGGCUCUCCAGGAAGCUUCCGAGGCUUACCUCGUGGGUCUGUUUGAGGAUACCAACCUGUGCGCCAUCCAUGCCAAGCGCGUGACUAUCAUGCCAAAGGACAUCCAACUGGCUCGUCGCAUCCGUGGCGAGCGUGCCUAAGAAGUCAUCCACGAAUGAUCUUCAUAACAGCAAUAUCUAGGCCCUUUUUAGGGCCAAACAUCUCUUUCAUUAAAGAAUUUUCAUAGACAAUCUGUUUGGUUUUGUGGAAGAAAAUAUUUAUUUUCCAUCUUUCAGUA